AUUCUGGUCUUUUUCAGUCUUACAGUUUUGGAUAAUUUAAUUUUUUGGACUAAAAAUGGCUUCUAUGUCCGACAUUGUUGCUUUAAAGCGAAUUGAUAUGGAAGUUAUGAGUCGAGAAAGGCGUCACCGACCAACGAUAUCAGGGGGCGCUAUGAUUCCAAUCACACCCAGACUCGUGACCUGGAAUGUCAACAACGAACGACCAAACGUUUAUUUUCCGAAUAUUAACAGAAGUUACAUCUCCGACUUGACCUACGUUCCGGGUCAUUUCAUCAACAGACGAACCCAUAAGAACAGCGUCAACAGAGAGGCCUCAUGGUCUCCCUACACAACGGAGAAAAGAGAAGUUCUAAUAGAAGCCCCGGCCGUGACAGAGGAACUCGAAUCCGAAUUGAGUGACAGAGGCGACGCCUUGACCGACUCUGUUCAUCAUCCAGAACUUAAAAUUGCGCGACCACUCGGCCUUCUUAAGAGAGAAUACAAGCAUCCACUGUCCAUGUAUGAACACGCUUUAAAUGGAACGUUCUCCAGAUACUCUCGACACGUCCAGUCAAGCGGGGGCCCAGACCCCAUAAUCCCGCGACAAUAUUACAGGAAGAAUGCGCCAUAUGGAGUUUAUUUGUAUGCAGAGAGACCACAGACGGCUGGCAAAGAUUGGGUUAUGAAUCGGUGGCGAAUGUGGAGCGGCGGAAGUUCAUCGAGUCCACAAUGAUGACGUCAUAGAUUGAUGACGUAAUAUGUUUAUUUCACAAAGGAAAUGAAAGCAAUACCAACACUUUUUAGUUUUUUUCAUUAUUUAUUGCCAUAUCACGCACUUUUGCACUUACUGAAUAAAACUAAACAAAUGA
Messenger RNA from Styela clava, 848 nucleotides. RefSeq lists its product as uncharacterized. The record is from RefSeq and is a predicted model, not a curated record. NCBI's taxonomy places the organism in Eukaryota, Metazoa, Chordata, Ascidiacea, Stolidobranchia, Styelidae.